CUUUCAUUCCAUCAAUACCAAAGUUUGAUUUCAUUGCAUACAAUGUCGUUUCAUAUGAAUGAUUUCCUUCUGAUUCUCUCUUCCUUGCGCCCAUUUACAUCAUCGAGUGACAUCACCCGCAUGCCGACGCGUGAUGACCUCAGGUACAUAACCCAACAUUUUGGAAAGGAGAGAGAGGUCCGAGAACAAAGUAACCCAACCCCUAAUCAUGUCAUCAUUCCGACUUCAGCGAAAUUGGCUUCGGGACCCUGCAUCCAAGGAAAUGCCACGUGGAAUUCGGUGCGGCAGGUGGGAGAGUCGGCCGCAAGGCAUUGACCGCUCUGUGACAAUAUAUCGAAGAAAAAAAUGCGGUGUAAUGUCGCCAAGGCCGAAAUGACAGUUUCGCGCGGAAAAGGAAAAGGAGCGGUGAGCGGUGAAGGGUGAAGAUGAUGAAGUGUUUUUCCCAAAAGGCCAGCUCGUCACGGACCUGGUGUUGGUGGUUGCGAAAGAUUAAAACAGUUGGCAAGGUUGGUGGUGCGUUGUCCAAUGUGUUGUUGGUACGACUUGCGACUAGUCCGUGCCUCCAGGAUGGCAAGUGGGUAGAUCAGCAUCAGACAUGAUCCCGAGUGUCAUAGCAUCCCAGGCUGCCAUGUUCGUUCUGGAAAAU
Molecule: messenger RNA, 646 nt
Organism: Pseudomassariella vexata
Lineage: Eukaryota; Fungi; Ascomycota; Sordariomycetes; Amphisphaeriales; Pseudomassariaceae
Exons: 1
Coding region: 43-315 (90 amino acids)
Source: RefSeq, a predicted model, not a curated record